AGUUUACGAACACAUGUUCUUUGAACAAUUGUCGAAGUUGCGAGAUUACGAAUACGACCCUUGUUGGCUAGGGAUUGUAGCAUCUUGGGCAAGAUCUUGGGAUACGAAAAAAGGCGGAGCCUCCCCAUUCCCACAAUGUUAAGCUCUAAGCUGAUUCUCCUUGAGUGCAGCGUGCAGCGCAGGCUCACGAAUUGCUAGUUUACGAACACAUGUUUACGAAAAACUAUCGCAAGUUGCAAGGGUAAAAAACUGGAAACUGGUAACAUUCCCCAUCCAUAACGCCAGCGCCCAGAGCCCAGACGCGGAGUAAACAAACAAGAAGAGCAAGGAGGGUAAUUUCCUCCAGGAAGAAGAAAAAGACAAAUAUUAGUAGUGUGUGUGAAGAAGAAAAAAGACUGAUACAUAUUUUAUGUAUCAUUCAAAAUGCUAGACGAGUUGAAGGGUUUGGAUUUGCGUUUAGUGAAAAUUGACUUGCAUCGAGGCUUUAAAGAGUGCCUAGAACGUGGUCUUUCUGAAUCUGCCAAAUGGUUGUCUGAGCUGCGGAUGUCUUUGUCAAAAAUAAACAUUGACCCUGCCGAAGUAGAAUCAGAAGCUGCAGUACCACUUGAUGAAAAAGAUCAAUAUGAUUUGGCCAGAACCCUCUUGGAAUUAAGAGAAUAUGAUCGAUGUGCUUAUUUUCUUGCUUCUUCAAAGCAUCCUAAACUUGUUUUUCUUCAUCACUGGGCUAAGUUUCUGGCAAUCGAGAAGCGUCACUUGGAUAAUGUGACAGAAAUCAAUUCGCAAAAUUCACCGUGCUUGCAACAUCUACGAGAUCUCCUGAGCAGCCUCAAUCUCUUAAUUCAUGGCACAGGCUCUAUUCUUGGCAAUAAAUUGGCCUCCCACUCAUCUCAGGAUGGUUAUUUGCUCUAUCUGCACGGAAUUAUCCUCAAGAAGCUCAAAGUACGGCAUCAGGCAGUCGACAGUUUAGUGAAGUCUAUCAACAUGUCCCCAUUGAACUGGGGAGCCUGGUUGGAACUAGCACAAUUAAUCACGGACCGAUGCAUGCUCUCAAACCUUAAGUUGCCCAAUCACUGGAUUAAGUAUUUCUUUAUUGGCUACAUGUACCUUGAACUGCAAAUGAACGAAGAAGCAAUUGAGAUUUACAAUUUCUUGAAGGAAAGUGGAUUUGAAAAGUGUAGCUAUGUUGAUGCACAAAUUGCAAUUGCCUAUCAUAAUAAACGAGAUGUAGAGAUUGCUGUGGAAAUCUUUAGAAAUUUGACCAAUGAUGAUCCGUUCCGCCUUGACAACAUGGACACCUACAGUAAUUUGUUGUAUGUAAAAGAAAUGCGGGCAGAGUUGGCCCACUUGGCACACCAGGUCAGCGAAAUUGACAAAUAUAGAGCAGAAACUUGUGUUGUGAUUGGAAACUUUUACAGUCUCCGAAAUGAACACCAGAAAGCUGUUCAGAGUUUCCAGCGAGCUCUGAGACUGAAGCCCAAUUUCUUGUCAGCAUGGACCUUGAUGGGCCACGAGUAUAUGGAGCUGAAAAACAUAAAUGCAGCCAUGAAAAGCUAUAGACAAGCCAUUGAAGUAAACUGGCUGGACUACAGAGCGUGGUAUGGCCUGGGCCAAACCUAUGAAAUAUUGAAAAUGCCUCAGUUUAGUCAAUACCACUACAAGAGAGCUCAAGCUUUAAGACCUAACGACAGCAGAAUGCUCAUAGCUCUUGGCGAGGCCAAUGAAAAAGUAGACAAGUUCAAGGAUGCCAUGAAGUGUUAUUACAAAGCAAGAAAUGUUGGAGAUAUAGAGAGAACUGCACUUUUAAAAUUAGCAAAGCUGCAUGACACCAUGGGACACAAAGACAAUGCAGCAGAGCUUUAUUUGGAGUUUGCCGCCGAAAGUCAGAGAAUGAUAGCAGUCGAGUGCAGCAGCAAUUUGUCAGGUGGUUCAGACCGAUUGGAAUUGGCCCGAGCAUUCAAGUACUUGGCCAACCACUUCCUCAACCAAGGGGACGUUGAUCAAGCAUGCAUGUACUGCAACAAGUGUUUGGAGUUUGAAGAGACAAAAGAGGAAGGUAAAGCUUUACUGAGAAGCAUUGCAGAGAAGAGGCACAAAGAGGAAAAUGCCAACAUGCAGGUUGAUGUCCAGCUGCCAGAAGAGGUCACUCCUGCGCAUAUGUCUGGAGGGCAUUCUGCAGUUCCGACGCGUCUCGAGAUGUCUGGCCUUUCAAACCUCGAUUCCCCUUGCAUCACACCAUCAUUAAGUGCUGUCACUCCAUGCAACCCUGAUGCCACUACCAGGAGUGACAUGUCCUUGACUGAUAGUGACGAUACUCCAAUGGCGCUUUCCCCUUAAAAAGCUUGGAAAGUUUUUUAUACAAAUAAAAAAUAUCUGUUGUUAGGUAUUUCAGCAGACAAACAAU
Molecule: messenger RNA, 2401 nt
Organism: Neocloeon triangulifer
Lineage: Eukaryota; Metazoa; Arthropoda; Insecta; Ephemeroptera; Baetidae
Gene: Cdc23
Product: cell division cycle protein 23 homolog
Exons: 12
Coding region: 424-2334 (636 amino acids)
Biological process (GO): cell division
Cellular component (GO): anaphase-promoting complex
Molecular function (GO): protein binding
Source: RefSeq, a predicted model, not a curated record